AUUUGUGCAGAAGAGCGCUGCACCUCUCGGCCCAACACCUCCUGCAGCACCUGACUCGGCUUCGAUUCUCUCUCGCAGUAAAACGCACAAAACUUCGAAAAUGGUUUCAGUGUUGCCAUGGCUUUUCAUUUUGGCGGUGGGCACAGCAGCGGUGCCGGCUGCCUGGCCUCCGUUCCACGUCGGCUCUUCGCGGCCCAACAACCUGCCACCACCGCUGCAUCACGUCAUGCCCCCGGCGCCGCCCCCAAUGCCCCCGCUGCUCGAUCCCAUCGACAAGUGUCUCUUCACCUGCGACCACUGCUACAAGCAUCCACAGGCUCUGAUCGCGUGCGCCAACGAGUGCAUCAUGCAAGGUGGAGAGACGCAGAUGAUGAGCAAGUUUUGGCUGCAGACGUGUCCACAAUUCUCGUUGCCCAUCUACUUUGACUACCAACCGGUGGAGAUGCGUUAAUUGAGACAGCGUGUUAGAACCGAUGGACUGUGGCACACUUUCGCACUGUCAAUAAACUAAAUUUUCCUCACCA
This is a messenger RNA of Cloeon dipterum, 524 nucleotides long. RefSeq lists its product as uncharacterized. Lineage: Eukaryota; Metazoa; Arthropoda; Insecta; Ephemeroptera; Baetidae. Bases 101 to 451 code for a protein of 116 amino acids. The transcript has 3 exons. The record is from RefSeq and is a predicted model, not a curated record.